AAAAAAUAAUCAGGUUAUGUUGCAUCUUGGCUGAGGAACAAAAAGUCGCGCCGGUCCUUUUACAUCGAGCAUCUGUGUAGUAGUCAUGUCUGGUGCUGUCACAAUUCGGACUCGGAAGUUUAUGACCAACCGGCUUCUGCAGAGGAAGCAAAUGGUCGUUGACAUUAUACAUCCAGGUAGACCAACUGUUGCCAAAGCUGAAGUUCGGGAGCAACUUGCCAAAGUGUACAAGACGACUUCUGAUGUUGUUAUGGCGUAUGGAUUCAAGACGCAGUUUGGAGGGGGAAGAACAACUGGUUUUGCAUUAAUCUACGACACACUGGAUUAUGCUAAGAAAUUUGAGCCCAAGUACAGACUGAUCAGGCAAAAAUUAGCUGAGCCAUCUGGUCGGCCAUCUCGUAAACAGAGAAAGGAAAGGAAAAACAGACAAAAGAAAGUUCGGGGAACUGCAAAAUCCAAGGUUGGAGCAGGAAAGAAGAAGUAAACAGUGUAUUGCAAUGGAGAUGCACUUCAAAUACUUUUUCUUGUUUACUGACAUAUGACAAAAAUAAAACAUUCAAAAACUA
Styela clava is the source of this 566-nucleotide messenger RNA. RefSeq names its product small ribosomal subunit protein eS24-like. Gene Ontology annotation, biological process: translation. Gene Ontology annotation, molecular function: structural constituent of ribosome. Gene Ontology annotation, cellular component: ribosome. The record is from RefSeq and is a predicted model, not a curated record. NCBI's taxonomy places the organism in Eukaryota, Metazoa, Chordata, Ascidiacea, Stolidobranchia, Styelidae.